AUGUGGAAACAAUAUAAUUUCUUUAAAAAUGGCAUGAGGGGUGGGUUAGAAGAUAAUGCAUUUUUCAUGGUAUGGGACUUUAUUGAGUCCUGGAUUUUUCAAAAUUAUUGGACAACACUCGUCUUUAUAGUUUUUCUAGGAAUUAUAUUUGAGAUGGCACUCAUAAAACUUUGGACAUCCUUUCAGAAGAAGCCUGCAAUUUCAAAAAAGAAGAGUUCACAUACCCAGAAGAAUGAAGACAGAUGCCUACAAUGUGGAAGAUUAGGUAAUUGGUUAAUUUCAUGUCCAUCUUUACAAGAAAGAAUUGAUAUUUUUUCUGAAACAACAAUUAUUUCAUCACUUAUAUGUGAAGAAAAUGAAAGUACCUUUGAAGAUAGAAUUUCUUUUUCAGAUGACGUCAUUUCAGACAACAAUAGUGAAAACGGAUACCAAAGCAGUCACUUGAGUGAAAGUCAUAUGCCAUCAUCAUAUGAGACUAUUUCACCUUUGCCAUUAAUUCAUUCUGAAAUAAAGGAAAGCUUUCAAAGACACAGAGAAAGUCCAGAAAAGAAAGGUCAAACAGUACAAUUUUCAUCAAAGAAGCUAUUUUCAAUAAUGAAAACCAGCAAACAGAAAAAUGUAAAGUGUCCUACUGACCUUUACUUUUCAAGAACACCUAGAUUAGCUGUGCAAAACGAACGUCCAGAUGUGACCCCGUGCCCUCUUGUCCACUUAUAUCUUUCCAGAGACCAAGUUAGAAUUCUAGAAGAAAAUGUGAGAAGUCGAACUCUUUUAAAAGUAAAAGCUAUAUUAAAGAGUAAAUAUACUUCAAGAUCUCAAGCAUGCUUGAUUCAUGAUCAAAAAUCUGUUAGAAUGAGUAUUUCUACCCCAUCACAAGAUCCUUGUUUAGGACAAAAUGCUAUUGAUAAUCCAUUCCAACAGUUGGUUCAGAAUGAAGAAUCAAUCAACAGCCAGUCUGCUGUCAAGGUGAGAUUCUUACCUCAACCUCAAAAUUUGAUGAAGAAACCAACUCCCAGCAGCACACAGGCCUCCUUCCAGGUUCGAGGUAUGGCUAGGAGCCAACAUUUGAUCAAAGUCCCAUAUUCUGUGGAGACUCAAAAUUCAAUCCAGAGCCGAGUAUCUGAUAAAGAAGACUUAGAGGAAGCUCAAUAUUCUGUGUGGUUUGAAGAUUCAAAUAAGAAUAAAUAUUUAGUCAAGGGACAAAAUGCCAUUCUUAAGAAUGCUGGAUUUCUAGUUUUAACCCCAAGCCCAAAUACAUUUGCUGAUGAGAAAAUCCAGUUGAAAGGUAUAAAGCCAGAUGGCAUGCAGCAAGUUACUUCAUCCAAGGCAAACCAGGAUUCUGUCCAUAGCUUGGUGUCUCUUUCACCAACUAUAAAAGGGCAGAAGAAUAGAAGAAAAACAUCAAAAAGCAAGAAUAAACUUAGCCACAAAGUUCCUUCUCUAAAGGCAAAGAAAACUUCAGGUUCACGGGUAUUUCAAGUCACAGGACAUCACACUUUAAAAAAUACCAAGGAGUUAGGAAGCAACAGUAACACUGAGAUGAAAGGAUUACACAAAAAUGAAGAUAUAUCAGACUUAGCUUUACAUCUUAUUUGUGUUUCCAAGUUUGUUCCGCCUAACAUGAAAAAGUCUUUCAGGAAAAAACUAGUGAACGUCAUACCAGAUUUAACAAAAUGUAGACAUUUUUUCUGGAAAGAAAAUAACUCACCAGAUACAGAGAAAAUCAAUUAUGCAAACUCUACUGAGUACAGUGGAAUCUCGGGCAUUAUUAAAAAUGUAAAGCAGCGUGGGACAGGAAAUGAAAAACAAAGGAGUAUGUCACCAAAAAUUCCACCUCAGCUCAAACAAUCUUUCAAAUUCAACACUUACCAAUCAAAAACACCUGGGAAUUUAGUAAUGAAACCAGCCUGGGAGAAUAAGAAAUCUCCUGAGAAUCUAAUUGGUAUUGCAGACUUACAUGCCCCAAAUAGCAAGACAUUUGACCUGAGUAUUCCAAAGCAUGAGGUAUCUUUAAAAGAAGCUGUAUCUGAACCUAUGCAGAAGUUUCUUUCCUCUUCCAAAAUGGAGUCAAAAGUACUUGAAGACCUGGAAAAUACAGAUAAUGCUCAUGUUCAGCUUUUGCAAGGAGAAAAUUUCCUAACUAGCACAUCAGAAAUGCAAAGUUGCUUUCCAAAUGGAAAUAUACAAGCACAAAAAGAGCAUUUCAAAAUUGCUGUGGAGUCUUCAGAUACCAAUUUGUCCAUGUCCCUAAGAACCAAAAGGCAUAAAAACAGCAGCAAACUAGCAGAUGUAAAAAUUCCGUUGAAUACUGAAGAUGUGAUUCAGAAGGAAAAGAAACAUGCAGACUAUGAUAACUUAAGUCUAGGUGAAGAAAUGGAAUGUGAUGCUAGAAGCAACAUGAAAAAUAUGGAUGAGAAGGAAACAGCAGAUACAAGUCAGAACGCCACUUACACUACCAUUCCUGAGCCAUCUCAUUUGGAAGUGCCCAACAGGACAAAAUCUGAGAAAAAUACAUCAGGAAUAAUAAAGCCGAGUCAUUCAACACCAGAGCAAGAGAAAUCUACAGAUGAAAAGAAAAGAUAUGAUGUCAAGUAUAUUGAUAAGGAAUUUAUAAGAGACAUGUUUAAAAAUCUACAAAAAUGGAACAGAGACCUUCAACAAUGGAACAGAAAGAAACAAGAAACUUUGGAAGACCCAGAAACUCAGUCGACACAAGGUUUUACCAUGAGCAAUCAGCAACUCAAAAAGGUCAAAUCUGAAAUAGAAGCAGGCUCUUUAGAAACUGAAAAAAACCCAAAGAAAGAGCAAGCAAGAAGGGUACAAACACUUUGUACAAAAAGCAUAUCAGGGUCUGGUCCUUGCCCUGCAGGGGAUCCACUUAAAGUUGAGCGGCUGAUGCAAAGCACAAACAGACACGCAAGCAAAGGACAUACUGCCGAGCCCAAGAAUCCACUUGCAUUGUCAGAAAAUUUCUCAGUUCGUGAACUUUUAAUUGAUCCAACAAAGUGUGGUGUUGGAUUUAAUGGAAAUCCUCGAAAGUCACCAGAUGAUCAGACUGCAAAAAAAGGAGAAAUCUUCGAAAGAAUUUUACCUAAGUUGCAAAAUGAAGGGAGCAAAGAAACCCUACCAGGACUAGUUUCUCGUGAUAGCUGCCAUCUCAGAUUCGAUGCAUGUCCAGUAAAGGAGCUAAAAAUAGAAAAAGAAAUGAACCAAAAAAUUCCAUUCACAGAAACCACUGUGGAGUCUACUUACUCCUCCAUAAUGAAUGCAUUUCCUGUCAAGAAUAUGCAGAAAAGCCCAACAGCACCUGCAUAUGUAAAAUACACUGAAGAUUCCAAGAUUUACCCCUGGAUGUUGGGAAAACCACCGACUGGGGAGCCUUUAAGCCAAACAAGGCAAAGCGAUGUUCCAGAUACUGGACCUCCUAAAAGAGAAAUAGGUUACCAUAGUUCAGAUAAAACAGAAUUACCUAAGGAUUUACUAACAACUUUCCCUGAGACUUCUGAUUUCUCCAUACUGGGUUUAUCUCACUCUAAAGGACAGAAACAAAGAAGAAGAUUAGCACACAAGAAAAGAAUACUGAGAUCUAAAUAUGUACCAGUGAAGACAAGAAAGCUGCCGGUUUCACAGAAACGUAUCAUAGCAUCUCAUGGUUUUGGUCACAGAAAACAAUUAGGAUCCAACUUUAAGACCAAAGAUAAGAUGAAAAACCAAGGUGAAGAGUUGGUAGAUGACUCUGCAAGUACCGUUUACUGUCCCAUGCAUGACAGAUCAGAAGCAGAGAUAAACAGGAGUUGUCUUGUUUGUUUAAAGCAAAGAGAACUAGCAGAUAAAGAGCGAUCAAAGCUUGCAGAUUCCUUUGAGCAAAGUAAUGUAUUCAUUGGUAGAGCAGAAAAAACACCGGAUGGAGAGGAAGAAGAACAAAAUGAUUUACCAGCAACAACUCCCCAGCUGACCCAACACCUCAGGUCAGAUGCAUGUCAGAUGAAGGAGAUGCACCUGGCCUUGAACUAUUUAACGCCAAAGAUGCCUAUUUAUGGGGAAGAUGCACAGUGCCAAACAGGUUUUCAACAAAUGGUUUUGGAAGCUAGUCCCAUAAUGGAUUCUAGAGAAGUUGAAGAAUUACAGAAGCCCAACAAACCAGAAUAUGAUGUCCAAGUUCCCCUGGGUCCAGAGUUUCCAUCUCCUAAAUCAGGAGAGUCCCAACUCAGUACACUUUUGGAGACUAGGACAGAGUGUUACUUACCACCUAGUGGAAACCAUCAGAGGGAGAGAGAUUCUUAUUUUGUGGAAGGAUAUUCAGAGUUACCAAAGGAUUUGCCGCUAACGCCCUCACAGUAUUCUGAUCCCCUAAAACCUUUUGUUUCUGAAUCUAAAAGACAGAAACACACAGUAGCCAGGAUGCCAACAGCUAUGAGAUGCAAAUGUACAGUGAUGAAGUCCAAAAAGCCAGCAGCUUUACGCCUGUUUAAUGGAAGCUACAGUAAGCUCUGCCAUCUUUCCAUGAAGACUAAAAAUCCACCACAAAGUAAAAUUGUAGAAGAUGUGCCCUUGGAUGCUACCCACUCCACGGUGUCUAUUUUGCCCAAUAGCGAAAGGAGUAGCAGCUUGAACGAAACUGAUGGGCAAAUGAGAUCGGUAGCAAGGCUUGCCCAUAACCAGGUAAGCCAAGAUAAAGCACCAGCUGGAAGAAAAAUAUGGCCCCUGGAUUCUAUUAAUAUGGGUAGUAUAUUCAGCCAUAUAAAAUAUGGAAAGGAAGAGGGAGAAAAGCAUGAUGUUUUACCAGCUCCAGAGGAUAACCAACAGUUCCGGUAUAGUGCAAAUAAAGAAAAAGACCGUGGCCUUGUGAAAUCAGAAGAGGAAGUGAACCAACUAGGAAGAACUCAAGUAGAAACACAAUCUACACGAACUAAUUUAGAUUCCAUUUCACACCCUACAGUGAGUACGUUUCCAAUGGAAAACCUAGAGAAAUGUACCAAUAUUUUUUUACCUCAAAAGUCAGAAGAGUCAAUGGCUGAAGUCAUACCUUCUGCAAGAAAGUAUAGUGUCACAUCUGUUGGAAAUCAUCCAAAGGGACAAGACAGUGAUACUGAAAAGAAAAGGGCUGUGACUUGUGAUGAUGUCUGCAUUCCUACUUCAUCUGCACCCCAAAAGGAGAAAGACAUCAAACCAUUUUCAGACAUGAAACCUUCAGUGACACCAAAACGUGUCAUUGUAGAGGCAAAGAAGCCAUUCAAUUUGUACACAUUCAAUAUCAAGGGUGAUGCUAGCUCAGAUCCUAGAAAAGAAUUGAGAAGUAAUUUGAUAACAAAAAUGAAAGAGACACAGCCAGAUGAAAAAAUGGUGGAUAGUAUAAGCCCCUUUAUAACAAUUAUGCCUGACAUUAGCAUGCUCUGCAAAAAAGAAGAAAGAAGUAUGUUAGGAGGAGAAAAACUCAGUUCUACAAAAGGAGAGCAAGGGAUAAGGUCACAUGAAGCAAAUAUUACUUGGGAUGACACUAAAGAAACAAAGCAAGAUGAUGAAGAAGAAGAGCAGGAGCAGGAGGCAUUAAUAAAUGUAAUUCCACAGCAUGGUCAACAUUUCAUAUUCCAUUCACAGCAAGAGAAGAAGCUUGACCUUCACAAAGCAGCAAAACGAAGAAGUAAUAAAAUCCUGUUUGUUACAGAACAAGAUGUAUCACCACAGAUGCAGCCUUCAGAUUCAGUUCCAUUCGACGAAGCCGAGGAAAUCCUCCAGAAGCAAAUUGAUGCAAUACAUGCAAUGGGUUCAGUGCAUCCUCCCCCAGCAUCAGAGGGACCACAAAAAAGUGGUGAAGUAUUCACUGAUGCAAUGAAAUGUGACGCCUCGUCUGAUACUAGCAAAAAGGAAAAGGCAGAAUUAAAUUGUCUACAACCAACUGUCCUGAAGUCGCUCAAUUUUACUCAUUCUGAUCUACCUGAAUCUGAAAGAAAGACAACUCAAUGCAUAGACUUAAAAAGGAAACUCAGUCUCCAGUGUGUAACUUUGAAGGCCAAGAAGGCACCAAUUUCACAUAUACUUAAUAUUCCAAAAUAUGGUCCUCAAAAACCAUCCCGAAAAACCCUCAAGUCACACACUGUUGAAGGUGGUGUUCACAAAGAAGACUCUGAGAUCCCAUCUGAUGAAAUUCACAUAAGGGUUCCAGAAGAUCCAAGUGCAAGGACAAAGGAAGAAUCAGCACUAGAACUACUAAAAACCGUUUUGGAGUGUUUAGAUGUCUCUGUUUUGGCUUUACUUGCAUCUAAAAGAAAUAGAAACUGUUUCCAACUCAUAAACAAGAGAGAGGAAAUGAGUUCCAAAUGUCCCACUCUAAAGGUAAAGAGGGCACCGGUGUCCUGUGGCACAUCAAACUAUAAAAGGCAACUGGAACACAACUUCAAAGCCAUGCUGAAACAAGGUACACUUACAGCAGAUGUAUUUGAAAAAGCCUUCUCUUCUCCUGUACUUGUUUCCCAAGGCAUGAAAAUACAUAAAGAAGUAAAAGUAGAGGCAGAUCUGCUGUGUGAAACAAAACCUCGUCAUGAACUAGAACAGCAAGAACAAGAAGCAUCUAGUGAAGAGAGAGCCUGGUGGAUGGAUUCCAGCCAUAAGAAAGGCAGUAUCUCACAUGACACUAAAGAAGGCAAAGACCAAGGCAGGGAGGAAGAGAAGGCUGAACAGUUAAUAGAUGCAGUCCCAUCGAAUUCCCAAUGCUUCAGCUUGAAUGUUCACAAAAUGGAAGAGCCUAACCUUCUGAAAUCAGAUCUGGGUCUGAAGCAUUCAACAAGUGAAAAAAGCCCAGAAUCACUCACUGUGCUUCAAGGGCGACAGCCAAAAACAGCUGUCACACAAAAACUAUUAAAGGAUAUUUCUUUCUCUAUUUUGGAUUCAUUCCCAGUUGAGAUACUACAGAAAAGAGAAAAACCACAAGGAAGCUUAAAAAAUAUAAGGAGUCUCACGCCAGAGAAAUCAAUUAGUAAAGUUUUAAAUGUUACAACAAAGGACAGCAUACCCUUUGAAAGAGACCCUAGAAAGGAACUUGCUAGUUCUCAUUCAGAGGAAAAGAUAAAGUUACAAAGAGAUUUACGAGUGAGAACUGCAGAGCCAUUUGAUUUUCCCAUGCCUGUUUUAUCAGAAUCUAAAGGUCAGAAAAAUAUAACACAAUUAUCAGCACAGAAAGGUAUAAUGAGUACCAAAUGUGAAACUUGGAAGUCACAAAAGCUACCAUGUCCACAAAUACUUAGUGUCACUAGACGUGGCCACCCAAAGCACGAAAAAAACCAGAGCAGCAACUCUGAAGUGAAGAUGAAAGAGAUGCAGCAAAGAAAAAGUUUGCCUGAAGGCUUUCUGAAUGCCCAUGCCUCUCCUGUUUUAACAGUUGUUAAAACUUGUAGCAGCAUAGACACAGAGACUGAUCCAUUAAAAGAAGUAAGAUCCAGUAUUGAACCAUAUGCUUAUUCCAUGGAUAAGAGCUCUACCGUAAAUGACAGAGGAGCUGAAGUGCAGGAAAAGAAAGAGGAUAAAGCUUUAGAAGGAACUUUACUAUGCUGUACCCAACAAGCCACAUCCUCUGGGUAUCAACAGAAAAUGUCAGACCUUGUUAAAUGGGAUGCAGAUUUGAAUAGGUCAGGGAACCAAAACAAUCAAGAAUUGGUUGUUACAGAGCAAAUGGUGCCACCACAAACAACAAUUUUAGAGACUUCUUCUAGCCCUCUAAAAGUUUUGUUUCCCGUCAAGAUACCGGAAAAAACUAAAACACAAACACAUAUAGUAGAUUCAAAGAUUCCUUCUCGAACUUUAAGUGACUCAUCAAACAGUGUACUUUUACACAAUAAACCUGAUAAACCGUGUGAGGUAAUCCAUAGAUGGGAACUUGAUGGUCACACUGUGGAAGGAAAAGCAGGCAUGCCAGUCUUAGAGUCUUUUGAUUUCUCUGGACCUAUUUUACAUGAAUCCCAAGGCCAGAAGAAGACACCACAUGCGUCCAGGGAUGCACCUGUGGAGGCAGAGAUGCAGCCAAUAUUGGAGAUGAUUAAAAUGAGUAACUGCAGUGCUCUGAGCCAGAGAAAGGAACAACAAUGCAAGUUUGAAACCAUAGUCCAACAUAUAGCUGAAAGUAUAUCAAAUAUAUUGAUGAAUUCCUAUGUUUUAUCCACAUCUGUGUCAACUGGCAUCAAAAUGCAUAACAAAGGAAAAGCAGAAAAAGAUCUGUUAAGAGAAACAAACAACAUUUCACAGUUAAAACAAGAUGAAGAGAAAAGAUUUUGUGUAAAUUUCUCUGAUAAAUGGAUUACUAUCUCAAAUAAUACAUCAGAAGCAAGACAGCAAGAUGAAGAACCAAAAAAGAACAAAGAUGGUUUAUUCGACAUAAGUCUGAUGUUUCCGGAGGACAAAGGCAGUAGAAAUGAUCAAAAUACAUCUACUACAAAGCGAGAAGCACAGCAGCCCACACUGGUUUCAGAAAACACACUCCAGUGUAAUUGUUUUCCUACGAUGACCCCAUUUCACAGUGAAAAGCUGAAGAACAACUAUUCACCCCAAAACUGCAUAGUAUGUACCGAAGGGGCGAAGAUUUUAAGACAAAACCUAGGAAAAGCGGUGGUCAGCCAUCCUUCAAUUAAUAAAGCCAAGCAUAGAACUAUGUUCGCUGAGAACCCUACAAGUAACCUGAAUUUCUGUAAUGCAGUUUCUAUGCAACCUGAGAGAGGAGAAGAAAUCAGAAAACCUCACAACCUGAUAAAAUUCACAGCUAAUAGAAAUAUUCUACCUGCCAAGUUGGGGAGUGCAGUGCUUAGAGACUCAUGUGAUGAAAUAAUUGCAAGGAAACCAAACAGUCAUUUUGGCAAGAUAAAUGAAGGGUUACACAAAGAUUUGAUAACCGCAGCCAUAGCAUCUAUUUUCUCUGACUCUGAAAAACAGAAAAAGGUAUUACAAUUUCCAAAAAGCAGAGAUAUUAUCACUUCCAAGUAUGUACCUAUGAAGCCAAAGAGACAUCUGUGUUCAAAGAUGCUUAAUAUCACCAACAAUUGCAAAAUGCACUAUAGGAAGAAACAGGAGCAUAGUUUACAAUCUAGCAUAAAAGACAUGCAGCAAAAUGAAAGUAUUCCACCUUUACUUUUGACUCUCACACCUGUUUCAACUGAAAAAAGUGUGGAUAUUAAAAUGCCUAGUGGAUCAAAAGUUGAGACAGAUAAAAGGAAAGUAAGACUAUACAAUUUUGCUCACCUAGAAUCAGAGCAAUCAACACAUGAUGGAGAAGCAUGGAAAGUUGAGUUGACCGAUAUGCAAAACACAUCAAGCAACAUAACGGAAGUGAACUUGCAACAUGAAGAGGAAGAAAGAAACAUGAGAGGGUCGCUAGCAGAAUCCGUUUCAUACUUAAGUUCCUUUGGUUGUCAGAAGAAAAACUGUGCCAGACAAGAAUCUUACAUGAAUCGUUCAAAAGAUGAGAAAACUCAGAAUUUGUUUUGUGCAAUUCCAAAGAUGACGUCAAAAGAAAAUUGUGAAAAAAGUGUGUUGGGUCCUUUCUGUAGAAACAUGAUGAAUUUUCUUCAGGCCGAGCCCAUGGAAGAAGGAGAAAUAAAAUUCAUGGAAGAUCUAAGGACAUCAUUUGCAAAUGAAGGAAAAUCAGAGCUUGGUUUAAUGAUGUAUAAUACUCCCUGGGAUGUAACUCCUAGAAGGAAAUGUCCUAUUUCUGAGAAAAGGGCAUUAAAUAAAAAAGACUUAUUACCAACAGUCUUCAUUUCUUCGGAUGUCUUCAUCCUUGAUCCAUCUGAAGCUAAGAGACAGAGCCAUCCAGAGAUUGUAAGCAAGAAAGAUAUAAUAGGUCCCAAACAUGUAACUUUGAAGGCAAAGAAAUUACCAGUUUCACAGUUUAUGAAUUUCACAAGAUGUUAUAGAGGAUAUUGUAGAAAAAAAACCCAGCACCAGUUUAGGUACACGGUAAAAGGAAGGCAACAGAAUGCAGGUGUAGGGGAAGCGUCCCUCAGUGCCAGUCUACCUGGCAAGUCUGUGUCACUUGAUGUGAAAACAGCUACUGAAUCAAAAGUACUGAGGGACAUCCCUGAAGUUGACAUAACCAGUGAUCACUGGUUAAAGCAAAAUACAUCAUCAACUGAAGGAGAAGUUUGGCCUAAAGAGUCUAUUGCAAAUAAGUACGUGCUCAGAAUCACAACAGAAGCAAAAGUGCAAGAUGAUAAGAAAGUGAAAAUGGAUCAAGACGCCUUAGCAUAUGAAGGUGGAGAUACAUUACAAAUGCCAAUUGUGAAAGAGAGAGGAAAAGUAGAAAAGCUCAUCAAACAUGGAGAAAAUCCCAAGAGUUCAUCUCUGAAACCAGAGAAAGCAAUGAUUAGAGAACUUCCAGGGGACACUUCAAAAUGUACUGCUUAUUAUGAUGAAAACUCCAAGAUGAGUAUGGACAGUCAGAUUAUUGAGGGAAAGUCAGGGUUUCAAAAAGGUUUACCAGAAGUUAUCCUGGAGCUUUUUCGUUUGUCAAUGCCUAUUUUAUCUGAACGUAUAAAGCAGAGGCAACUAGUACAGCUACAAAAUGUAAAAAGGACUGUGAGCUACAAACACUUAACUCUAAAGACAAAGAAGCUACCAAUUCUACAGUCAUUUCAUACCACUUCUCCAAGCACUAGGAAGAACUUAAAGUGCAAAUAUAAAUACAACACAAAACAAGCUUCACCAGUGAAAUAUGAGGCAGAUGCCUCAUAUUGUUAUUCUAUGACUCUUCCAUUGACCACUGAUGUGGAGAAGAAGUUAAAAGCAGAGGUUGAAAUGGAAAGCGAAACAAUCAGUCUUACACAAAUAAAGCAGAAAGAAUCAGAUGACAAGAAAACACGGGAUACACAUUCUAGUGAUAAGAGGAGAUCCUCAAGAGAUGUAACCAAAAAAGCAUUCGAAGAGAAAGAGUAUCAAGAAAUUAUAGCAAAAGAAAUUCCACCUUAUAUGCAAUCGCUCAUACCUGAUUAUUACCAAAUCAAAAAACAUGGUCUGGUCAAAUUAAAAAAUAGUUUUCCAGGAAAAAGAAACAAUUGCAAUUUUCCUGUGAAAGAGGGAGAUGUGCAGCAGCAAACAUCAUUACCAGAAAUGAUUCUGGACUCCACUGCCUACCACAUAAUGAAUCUAUUUCAAGUCAAGAAGAUGAAGGAGAGGCAUCAAAUGCAAAAAGUGACUGACAGUGUUAAGAUUCCUCCUCCCAAGUUAGUAAUUGACAAGCUUUCACUUGAUACAAUUGAGAGGGACAUUGAGCCUAAGGGGACAUAUCCAAAAAAUCUGGGAAGCCACAUGGCAGAAGAAAAGACAGAGUUAUUAGAACAUUUAGAAACAUCUUUCUUGAAGCCUUUAGAUUUCUUCACACCUAUUUUAUGUGACUCUAAAAGUCAGAUAAAUCAUGUUCAAUUAUCAGAAAAGAAAAUUAUCUUAAAUCCUAAAUGUCUAACUCUGAAGGAAAAGAAGUCACCAUUUUCACAGAUAAUUAAAAUCAGAAGACCACUGCCUUCAAAACAUAGGGUGAAGUUGGCUUCCACUUUAAAACACAAAAUGAAAGAAGUGUUGUCAGGUACAAAUGCAGCUGACACAUUUCCAAAUAGCAUUUACCUCACACUUGAUACCUUGGCCAUUAAAAAGCAAAGUAGGUUUAAAACAGACAGAGGCACAGGAACAGUGUCACGACCACCGCCAUGCGUGGAAUCACCACCUCAAGAGAUAUCAAGGCAUUCAGAUUCUGUUAUGAAGGAAGAUCCUGCAAUCCUUUUAAAGGAAGCAAAGCUACAUGAUGAAGAAAGUGAGAUACGGAAGAAAGAACAUCUCAUAAAAAUGCACGCCGUGCCUACUAAAACUUUCAUGGUAAAUACAUGUCUUGUAAAAGAACCUGACCCUGACAAAUCAGAAAGUAACAAUUCAGAUGAAUCCUUUCUGCCCAACAUUGACAUCAACAAAGAGAAUUUAGGGAAAAAUGUAGAAUUAGAAAAAAGCAAAAACGCAACAGAGAAUCUCAAAAUGAGACACUUAAGCAUGGAGAAAUCAGAGGGUUAUUCAGAACUGAGGCGAUCUUCAGAGGAUGUUGCACCUAGUCUAGUGGAUAAGAAGAUAAUGAGAAAUUCAGUUUUACAAGAAAAAGUUCAACAUGGUAAGUUAGCAGCGAUUAUUCUAGAUUCCUUUAGCAGGCACUUGCCUACCUUACAAAAAAUAAAAAGACAGAAUGAUAUCCUAAAAAUAGCUAGCCUGUCAAGUGCGAGCUCCAAAAGUGGACAUUUGAGGGGAAAGCAAUCACUUGCUACCAAAAGUCAUGGUACUCAAAACCCUAAGAAGAAGCAGGAACAUAAUUUUAAAGGCCAGAACAAAGAAGGUGAGAAAGAAACAGCUGUACCUGGGACAUUGCUACAUUCUGUGUGUCCUUCAAUGUUUACAUCACCUAACAUGGAAAUGGAGCAGUCACCUGGUUUGUGGGGUAUCUGUUCAAAAUCUUCUGAUGAGAGCAAUGUCUUAACUAAAGCAAAAGUUCAAGAGAGAGAAAAGUGUGACCAACAAGUUUUACAUAGAACAGCGUCACAGUAUACUCAGACAUUUGGGACAGGUCAAAAGAAAGAGAUUGGUCCUUUCAAAUUCGACGUGCCCUACAUUAAUACAGUAUGCCCCAAAGGCAUCACUCCACAGAAAACAGAAAUUGAUUUAAAAGAACAACAGAGGAAGAUAAAAUUUGUGAAUGAGAUUAGUCCAAAGUCUGGUUUUUCCUCUGAGAUAUGCCUUCUUCAAACUGAGCAGCAGAAGAUGGAAUCUGAAACUGCAUGCUGUCAAAUUAAAGAAGAUCCAAAGGCUAAGAAAUUAAUCACUGAUACACAUUUUUUAAAUACAAUAGGGUAUGGUGGUUCAUUACAACACAGAGAAGAAAAAGAAGGGAAAAGCCAUCUUACCCUGAAAAAGAAACAACAAAACCCAGAUAUCUUGGGAAAUAACUGGGAUUCUGUUUAUGCCAACACACCUCUGUAUUCUGAAAUGACAAGCCCAAUAGAUAAAGCAAAAAUGGCAGAUGUGAAAAACAUUAUGCAUAACGAACAAAUGAAACUGAAAACAAAGAAAGCACCACUUUUCCAUCUGCUUAAUAUUACUAAGCAUGACAUGAAAGAGAGUAACAACAGACUGAGAUAUCAUAAACAGGAGAAAUUAUCACAGAAGGGUGAACAUGUCACAAAUUUAGUUCGGAAAGUCAUCCAUGAGUCUGAGUGCCUAACUUCUCAAGCUCAAAAGCUCAUAGAAACAAUAAAAACUGAGAGAGACAAAUGUAAAGAGGAGGUGCACAUUUUUCCACAGCGAAAGCUAGAGAAACCCCUAAAUGGAAGGCAAGCUUUAUCUUCAGGGUCUGCUAAUACAUCCAACAACAAUAAAACCACAUCCCAACAGUUGAGACCCAACAUCCACCAAAUAAAGCAGUGCCGUCGGGUCAAAGUAGACUUGCAAAGAAGGAUGUGCUCAGAACCAGUUUCACAGCAAAGAGCAUUCAAUUCUGCUGCCCUUGAUAGCCAAGGGAGUAGAAGAGGAAGAGAGGUCUUUGUUCCAGGGCAAGAGGCACAGCAGCAGAAUUCUUUUCUCCAGCAAGAAAUGCAGAAACUAGAAAUAGUGCCCAACACCAAUCUGGAUUCUAUUCCUUGCCCCACGAAAGAAACUUUUAAUUUGAAAAACAUAGUAGAAAUCAGACCAAAACAAUUCUCAAUUCCACAGAAAAAAGACUCAAUGCUGACCAAUAGUCUAUCAUGUUUCGGAGAUAUGCAGUUUCUUAUUUCAGGAGUAAAGACCCAGCAACAGAAGCCUUUCACAGGAAGUAUUCUGGAGCCCAGGUCCUCUCACGUAUGGGCUCAACUUUACAUUGAAAAGCCAAAGGAAGAAAUAAAUACAAAACCUCUCAUUUUAAAGAGUUCAGGACAACAGGCAGAAGAAAUAUCCAAUGAAGCGUUUAUGUCAACUAUUGGCCAUGAAGAUAAAAGACUAGGUACAGUGAAAUGUACCAUGUAUCCCAAAAAGGUGAAAAUGAAGGCAAAGAAAACUCUUGUUUUCCAGCUACUUUAUGUUACAGGGUCUGGAAUCCAAAGUGCUAAAAAGGAGUUGAGAUUUAGCAUGAAGAGACAGCAGAAGGAGUCCCAGCAGAGAGAAAAUGCUGCAGAUGUCAUUCUGAAAAUGACCUAUGAUUUUGAAUAUGUUCCUUCACACAUUAAGAAACUGAAGAAAGUGAUAAGGGAAAAUGGUAAGAAGAAAAACUUGAUGCUCUUUACUCCACCACUAAAAGAGAAGAGCUCACUAGCUGAAAGAAAAAUUCUACCUUCAGAGCCAAUUUAUAAGAGUGACAUAUUACACAUGAUUAAAAAAGCAAAACAGCAUAUCGGAAAGCAAAAAGGGAAAAACCAAACUCUUCUCCUGAACAUUCUCCCACCACUUAGACAUGGGUUCAUGAUUAGCAAACUGAAGAGGAGGUCCAACCCUGUCAAAUUAGCUGCAGAUUUGGAAGGAAAGGGAUAUCCUAAUCCAGCUUCACAAAAAAGGGAAAGCAAUUAUGCUUUUUUUGAUGACCCAAAUAUAGAACUUGAUGUCCUCAACAAACAAAAAGUAAAGGAAAAUGAUGCAGACAUUGCCAAACAAAUCUAUGUGGUACCACGUGCAAGAGAAGGAGCAGAGAAAAGUGUUAUCUUUUUAAAUUCAAAAGAACAGGAUAUGCCUUCCACAGAGAUGGACACUUCUCAAGAUAAGUCUUGCAAGGAGCAAGAAUUGUUCAAGAAAGAAUGUGUUUCAGCAGCAAAUCUAAAGGCUGUUACUUGUCCCUCUUGGCAACCUCUUCCUUUUGAAAACAUCGAACAGGUAACUAAGGAAGAACGUGUAUACACUAACAGAAGAGAUAUUUUCCAACCCUUGGGAAAUAAAGGAUCAAAGGACACAGACAGUUUACCUGGUUCAAAAGGACAGUACUUUUUGGAUACAAAUGUAGGUGUCCAUCAAAAAAUAUCCGUAGUUCAGGAAGAAGUGGUGAAAUCAGAUCACCUUCCUGAAAAGAGUUUUAACUCUGUGUCUUUUCCCAGUCAGGAGCUCCAUCGUUUAAAACAGGCAAUAAAAGCAAAAGAGAGAGAGAAUGUUAGCAUCUCCAGAAACAUAAAUGUAGAUCCAAGGCAAAAAGAAAGAUUCAAGUUAACCAACAUUUCCCUGAACUCAAAUAGCCAGAAAAGGAACUUUUCAAAAACACUGGGGGCAAAGUCACCAAACCUUCCCAGAGACAGUACUCUGCAAUCAGUUUCCUCUGACCAAUUGGAUACGUUUUGUUUCAAAAAGCUAGAGGAAAAAGUACCAACUAAAGAAACGGGCUCAGAAGUUUUGAGUCCAAAGUUAGGGCAAACACUAAGCAUAUCAGCUAUUCCAGUGGCUCAGCCUCUGUGCAAUGCAGGAAAUAAUUUGCAUAACAGAAGAGAAGACUAUCAACAAUGUACCUGCAGACCACAUCCAAUGCCUAUUUCUCCCUCUUCAGUGGACACCCAUCAGAUUAAAGCACCAUAUAUAACAAACUCAAUGGCAGAAGAUAGUAGAGUGUAUCACAUCUCAAAUACAGAAGAAAUUGGUUUCCUGGUUGCUGAAAAGGAAGAAGAGCAAUCAGAAAAUAUACAUCAACUUUCCCCAAAGCCAUCUUCUGACUCAUUGAUAGCUACACUUCAAAAUCAGAUACCAUAUGUAAAGAAUGUAUUGGAAGAAAUUCUCUGCAUGGUGGAUUGUACUUCAACUGUAGAGGGAACUGGCUUGCUCUAUGAAAGAAAGGUGGAAAGGCAAACAGAAAGCAUAUACCAGACUUGCGCAAAGCCAGCUUCUAAAUCUUCUACAGAUAAAUUUAAAAAUCAGAUAUCGAAAGAAGUAACUAGUAUCUUAGAUCACACUUUGAAUACAGAAGAAAUUGGAAAAAGGCAAUCAAAGAGUGUGAAAAUCAUUAUUCCAAAAUCAGUUUACCACCACCCUGGGAAGGAUAGAGCUCAAAAUCAGACAUCAUGUACAAAGAAAGCUUCAGGAGAAAGAAAUAGUGUCAUGUCAUACAAGCCAAAUACAGAAGGAAUUGUAAUUCUUCCCAAAAAUCAAGAAAAGAAGGCACAGAAAUGCAAUGAUGAGCCAGAUGUGGCUCUAACUAAACCUUCUGCUGCAUUACCAUCUCGACCUCCCAUCAAACUGGAUAAAGAAAUACAAUUGGAUGAGGAAAUUUUCAAAAUCACAGACUCUGUUUCGCAUACAAUAUCAAAUACGAGGGAAAUAAGAUAUACAAAAUCAAUCCAUGGUGAUAUCACUAAAGAUAUUAAAAAUGCAACACAAAAUAUGCCUCAGGAAGAGAAGAGGGACAGAGAAGAAGCAGUAGAUGUAAGAGAAACAAAACAUCCCAUUGCUAUAACACGGAAGACACAGAAAUCACCUCCUUCAAAUAUGCUGCAUAGAACAGAACUAUAUCUGAACAUUAGAAGUCAAAGGAAAAACAAACAGGAGACUCAAGCUAAACCAUCACAUAUAGUUUUAAGAAAAAUGCCUACUUCUGAGCCUUCUCCCCCUGACUCAAAAGUAGAUAAAGGUACACAAGUAGAUAAAGAAAUGCUAGAAAUUAGAAAAUCCCUUCAACUGCCACUAAUACCUUCAGCAUCACCGUCUGGAAAGAAAAGAGGAAAAAUACAAGCAACUGAUGGUACCAGAGAAAAGGAAAAAGAGUACACAGCCCAGCAAGCAGCGUACAAGCUGAAAGCAACAGAAAUGGGGAUGAAGAUGCAUUGCAAAUCACCAAAGACUUCACCAAUUUUACAUAUGCUUAACACAAGGGAAUUAGUGGUAAAUAUUAGACAAGCUGAAGGAAAUGGGCACAAAGGUAAAGGUGAACAAUGUGUCAUUCUGACAAAAACACUCCUUUCCAGACCCCUUUCUCUGGAUUCAGGAAGCAAAAUGCCCUUCGACACACCUAAAAUUACUGAAGUCUCUCUUCCACUGCAAAAUCAUCAGGAAUCAUCAGAUACCCAGAAGCUUGCAAAGAGAAAACCAGUUGAUGGUGAUAGUCAAAGCAGCUUGGAAAAAAUAGAUCACCAGGCACCACAAGAAGAACCCAUGCAGCAGUGUACCUUAAAUUUUCUGAUUGGUGUACAGCAGAGCAAGGAGUGUCUCCGGGUCAAAUCAAAAGGAAAUCUCAAUCAGUUCAUCUCAAAUUCUCAGAAGGGCCUGUAUUUCACAGGAGUAGGUUCUAUUAGAAGCAGGAAAAGUCUAGGAUGGCUCUAUACAGAGGAAAAGCCUCGGCCACAAAAUUACAAAACAGAGACACGUUCUUCGUAUCUUUCCUGUCCCACAAUAGGUCCUAAUAAAAUUGGAAAUCUGAAGGAAGGAACUGACACAAUGAACAACUUCAGCCAUAAAAUGCAUCCAAAGGUUUGGGGGCCACUGUCAAGGGAAAUAUCUAGCACCCCUAUAUAUUCAAAAGGACAAGGAUUGUCUGCCUCAAAGCAAGACAUAUUCUCAAAAGCAACAUCAGAAUCUGUAGAUUCUUAUAAAUUUCUUAAGCCCAAAUGGCAUGUGCACAGUAACAAUAAAAGAAGCAAAAUGUUUUCCCACGUUCCAGCAUCCUCAAAAACAGAGUCAUCUGAGAAAAUGCACGUUAGAGAGAUGACUAUUCCCCAGAAUAUAGAAGAAGAAAUGACAAAGCAAGCUGUACCGCAGUCCAAGAGUGAACACCAGAACAUGACCAACUCCAUCAUUUCUCUUAAAUUUUCUCUUCAAAUUGGAAAGCAAAAGACAGUGUUGGAAACAGAUUUAGAGAGGAAAACAGUGCUUCCCCGCAGAGGACUAAGACUACCAGAUACACAGGACCUCACACAGGUUGCUGAAACAGCUGGGGAGGAGUCAGCAUGGCUUGCUUCUGAGCUAGUGAAAUGUAUUCUGGAAUUGUUUCAGAAAUCUCUUAUUCCCCAUUUGGAUCUUUUACUUCAUUCUAGAGAUAUGGAGGGAGAAAGUGGCAAUGACACAAGCACUACUAUAAAUAUGGAACAGAAAAUAUUAGAAAUGGACAAUAAGAGUACUGUAAGUCAGGUAGAAGAAACCGUCAACAUAGAUAGAAGCAACACGGUACAUCCAAAAAAGGGAACACUAAAAGUCCCCAAGAACAGAAACAUUGUGGAUCUACAGAAAGAUAAAAUGAAACUGGGCACAAGUCAUACUGGAAAUAUGGAUACUCCAUCUCUAAAGGCAGAAGGAUCCCAAAUGAAGACUAAAGCAGUCGUUCGUUUUGUUGACAACCGGCCAAUCAAGCAGACAGAUGAAACGGAAUUGACAGCGUGGAACGCAAAGCACAACACUGAGCCACGGAAGGAUUCUAAAAAACCUGUUCUGGAUUCAUGCGAUUCCUUUGUUCCUUUUUCUACCAAAUGUGAAAGUCAUAAAGGUAGAUUAACAAUAAGAGAUAUGACAAGAGGACUGAAGCCCAACUAUUCAAGAACAAAUGCCCGGUGUCACCCAGUUUCACAGAGGCUUAGUACCAUAGGGCGUAGUGCUGCAAAGAAUAGAAAGAAGUUAGAGUAUAACCUUGACAAACAAAAGCAAAUGACCUUGUGGUAUAGAGAUAUCCUAGAAAUUGUCAUCCGAAGUCUCUCUAUUUCUAUGGCCAGUCCACCUCACGUUAAAGAGGCAGGAAAAUCUGCAAAAAACCUAAAAAGGGUACGAGGACACUAUCUUUUUAAAUCCCAGGAGAAAUCACCAAAUGCUGGUAAAAUUGGCACCUCAAGCACUUCAAAAGUAGGAGAACAGAAUUCUACAAAAAAGAUCCCAGGACAGUGCCAGCCAUUUACGGGUGCUGAAGAGCCAUACAAGACAUUUCUUAGUGCUGAUUUAAAACCAAAACUAUAUGAUGAAAUAAGCAAAACAAAUUUCACUCUGCAACCAGAACAGGUUAUUCCAGUGCAUGGUGCUUUGAAAAUUAUAAAGGAACCUGACUUGCAAGAACCAAAAGAAUACAUGGAUACACACAUAAAUAGCACCACAUGUAUGAAUACUUCACCUCUAGACAUAGGAAAAUCACAAAGUGGGAAGCAUGUAUUUGAUAUCGAGAGGCGCACUUCAUCACCCAAGCAAACAGAUCCAAAAGAACCAGUACAGGUUAUGACACAAAAGGUGGAGCAACAAAAGGCUUUAUCAGAUACUAUUCCAGUAUGUAUGCAUGCCCACGUGCCUAUACCAUCCCAAAUGAAAAGUAAUGAUAUAAAAACAUGGGCAGAAAGUACAGGCACAGAAAGUUCACCUCCUGUUUAUGAAGACAGUGAAAAUGUUCUUGUAACCCAGGGAGAAAAUGUGAUGGCUGAAAGGAAUCAACCACGUGGAAACCAAGGAGGCAAAGCUUUAGAGAAACAAGCAUUUGCUUGUAUGAAGAUCAAAGACCAAAUUUCUGUUCAUCAGCUGGAGAAAGUGCGAGACUAUAUACCUGAUGACUUAAAGUCACCAUUUCCAAAAAGACACCCCGAAUUGCAGUCAAAACCCUUCUCAGCUUUUACUUCUGAAGAAAAAAAUAAACUCACUAAUCACGUAGGGUCAAAAGGACUUGAAAUAAAAAGGAGUCUGCUACCAGAAAUUGUAAAUAAAUCCUUCCAAUACUUCAACACUUACUCAAAACAAUCUAUUUCAGAAGAAGGCAGCAGUUUGGGCAUGUACACAAAACCUAAAACAGUGUGUUUUGUAUCUCUAGAAGGCAUUGAUACAAUAGAACUUAAUUUAAAACAAAAAAAUUCCCCUAUCAAUCGUAUGAAAACAUUGACUGUUAAUGUUCCAAGAUGCAAUGAGGAGACACUAAAGUUAAAGAAUACUGAUAAGGUAUUAUUAAGUGAGAAAUCUUCAAAGACUCCUGCUGAUAAUACAAAGCUGUCACAUCAUAUUCUUCAGAACUUUUUAGAAGAAGAAAAAGCCAAAUUUCUCAGACAUUUUUCUACAAAAGCAUGGGAGAUUCAAAUACAAACUUUCCCCAGAGUUGUAAUAGAAUCCUUUGCAGUGGCCAAUGGCCGUGACCAAGCAAAACAUUUAUCACAAUGUAUUCAUUCUGGUAUCAAAUCAUCAAAUGAAAUUUUGUUAUUUUUUGAGGAAAAAUGUCUUCAUAAAAUAGAUCUUGACUUGCAAUACAAAUACCUUUGUUUCCUUCUCGGGCUCACUGCAGAAAGUAUUCCCCCUAAGAGAAAAGCUUUAUCCAACCAUGAACUAAACAUAAGGACAAUGUGUGGAAAAGUAGAUGAUGUUGGGAAAAGUUGUGAUCAUCCUGUUGAUACAGAACAGUUUGAAGAUCAGAUCUCUUUGAAAAAGCCAAGUCCUCAUAGAAGCUCAUCACUUACCACCUUAUGCCCAGAGCCAACCCAGAUGGGUACUUCUGAUUCUGAUCUAACCAGCCCAGUGGUAAAAGAUCCAAGUGUUGCUUCUAAAUCAAAAUCUCAUGUGACUCCAGAAAAAGAUAAAGAAUGUAAUUUUUCGUUUGAAAAAGCAAAUAAAUACAAAUCCUUUGACUUAAUGACUCAGGAAUAUAUUAGUUUAACUGAUGGAAGUUCAGUGCACAUUUCUGAAAGUGGUACGGAGAUUCAGUCAUAUGUGGAAAGCGUAGCCAAAUUUGAGAAAUGUCCAUCUCUUAAAGUAUAUGAAAGCAAGGAAUAUGUAUAUUUUGAUUCCAGUCCUUAUUUAUGUUUGGAGCCAGAAAGUUUUUUAGUUGAACCACAGGAAGGCAUUCCUUUGGGAACCCUCUGCCAGAUGAAAAACAACAAAACAGAUUCGAAACAAUUUUACGGUGCUGAUACAGGUUCCCAGGAUAUUAGAGGUAGAAAAGACAUCUUAACUGUGCCAUCACCUCACUAUAAGCCUUACAAGAACAAAAACUAUAGCGCAUCCUCCAAAAGGGAUUCUUCUGGUUGGUUUUUGCAUGAUUCACCAAACACUACAAAAAUUCAAUCUGUGGCAUCUGUACCAUUCGGUGAAGAGACACUUUCAUGGACCACAAGAAACAAAACAAGCCACUCGUUAGCUCCUUUAAUAGAAUCAAAUAUCCAAUUGCACCUUGCAGAAAAUCAAGGCAAGCAUCACGUGCGUUCAGGAAGCAAAGGAAGAAAGAAGCCAGAAUUUGGUGCACCGAGAAAGAACAUUGUUCAUUGGAAAGACGAUUACAGUUACACAAUGAGUAAAGAGAAAAGGUUAAGAAACAAGAAAAUGUAUGAGUUUGAAAGCUCAAAAUGGCACUUUCAGGACAGACAUACAUCACCAUCAACUGCUCAACAAAAGUAUACCAAGUUGCAUCCUGCAACAAAACAAAGCAGGCCUUUUUUUUAUGCCUGCACACCAGCCGAUUCGCUGGAGAUAAUUCCCCACACCAUUCGCUGGCCAGUUCCGACUAAAAUCUUAAAUAAGAGAAACUUCAGAAUUCCCCUGGUGGCAAAGAUGUCAAAUUCUUGGAAAAUCCUAAAUUUGUCCAGAAAAUGGUUGGGGUCAUUCACAGUCCUUUAG
Messenger RNA from Elephantulus edwardii (Cape elephant shrew), 21504 nucleotides. RefSeq lists its product as uncharacterized. Lineage: Eukaryota; Metazoa; Chordata; Mammalia; Macroscelidea; Macroscelididae. Bases 1 to 21504 code for a protein of 7167 amino acids. The transcript is spliced from 5 exons. The record is from RefSeq and is a predicted model, not a curated record.